AUGGGUGCUAAGCAGAGCAAGCGCUCGGUGGAUAUAAGCGGCAAAGAAGCGGAGGGUGCAGGCGAAGUGGCUGCAGCAGGCGCAGGCGGUGAAGGUCGUGUAGAGCAGCUAGCCGACGCUGACGCACUGAAACCUCAACUCAAUGGCGAUGCGCACAUACACGAACAAACGGAGAACCAAAAGGACGUUGACAGUGGCACUCCAGAAAAUGAAAAAGACACUGCCACAGAGAAGGAAGCAAAAGUAAAUGAAGACGAGAAAGAAGCGGCUCCUCUAACAAACGGUGAAAGUGAGCCAAAAGUAGAGAACGGAGAUUCUACGCCAACUCCCGAAGACGGAAAGAAACCUAAAAAGGAGAAGGUCAAGAAGAAAUGGUCGCUCAGGUCGAUCAGUUUCAGCAGAAAAGACAAACCCAAACAAGAAAAAAAGCAAAAAGAAGAGGAACCUAAAACUAAUGGCGAAACAGAGAAAGUACCAGAAGAGGCGGCCGAAGUUGCUUCUGAGCCUGCUGUUGCCGAGACUGCCGAAGAAGCAAAGAGUGAAAGCGAAACUAAAGAAGAGAAGACUCCAGAAACUCCUGUGACCGAACCGAUUACUAAUGGAAGCUCUACACCUGAGACUCCUAAGGAUGAAAGCCCCGUAGUUGAAGAGCCGGUCGCGACUAGCCCUGCUGUUGACAGUCCAGAACCCCAACCUGAAACUCUACCUGAACAGUUACCUGUCAAUGGACUGUCUUUAGAAGAACCUGUAAAGGAAAUCGUGAAGGUUGAACAAAACGAGGAGAUCAAAGAAGCACCUGUGGCUGAUACGACAGAGAUUGUACCUGAAAUUCCCGUCAAAAAAGAGGUUUGUGUUGAACAAAUGCCUUUGAUAGAUUCCACGCCUCCACCACUUCCUGCGAAUCCUCCUCCUUCUUCUGUGGCAUCCUUUGCUGCCACCACAAUGGCACCAGAAUCGUCAGAUGCUUCGCUAGCUAACACCGCUGAUAACGCAAUUCCACCACCAAUUUCUGAUCCGAUCGCAAUUGAUAAACUAGAUGAACUUUCCCCUUUGUCCAAUGAAUUAACCAUCACCCCAAUUGUUAGCAAUGAACUCUCCUCUCCCCUUAAACAAGAUAGCGAAGAAGUUUCGGUUUCUAUAGCUCCGAUUGAACCUGAAACUAAUCCUGUCCCUGAAGAAAAUACGUCUAAAGUAGAAACUGUGAAAGUUGAAAGCGAAGCCGUUGAAGUGUCUGCGAUCAAUAAUGAAACAGAAAUAGAAAGUAAAGAAACCUCCGAGCAUGAUAUGGAGAUACCAGCGCCUUCGUCUGAUGACUUAGAAUUACCCGAGGAAAAGAAUGACAUAUCGAAUGGGACUGAAGAUUUACCUUCACCCCCAUCUCCGAUAUGUGAUGAAAUUGAAGUGAUAAAUGAGAAAAAUGACGUCAAAUUGGAUAAUACUCAAGUAACAAUUGCAGAAGCAACUGAUAUUGUAAUCAAUUCGAAUCACAUAUCUGAUACUGAGAAUUCGACUCCUUCUGAUAAUGACAUCGGUAGUAAAUAUUCUGAACAAAAUAUUAAGGCCAAAGACUCGUUGGGUAAUUUAAUUGAAACUAUAGAGUGUAAUGGAAACAUCGAGGACGAAAAGCUUACUUUACAAAAGGAAUCUUCUGAAAUAAUACCGCCAAUAGAUACUAAAGAAAUUAAGAACGUUGAAUGCGUGAGGACGGCGACUACACCUGAUGACUCAUUGCCUCCGUCUCUGUCGGAGGCGAACGAGUCGGCUCCGGCGGCGGGUGUUACUAGUAAUGACGAGUCGGAGUCGUUCCCGCUGCCACCCAGCGAGCUGUGCCGCUCUGAGUCCGAGCAGUCCCCGGCCGCGUCGCCCGAGUCGCCAGCCUCGCCCGCACCGGAGCCGGCUGCCGACACGCCCGCUCACACGCCACAGGAUCCUCUCCCAGUAAGCGACAAGUUGGCAGAAUUGAUCCCGGAGGUUCCCGAUGUGCCAGAACUCAAAACAGAAAUGUUGCAGGAGACGACGAGCGAUGUAGCGGUGACCAACUAA
Molecule: messenger RNA, 2043 nt
Organism: Spodoptera littoralis (African cotton leafworm)
Lineage: Eukaryota; Metazoa; Arthropoda; Insecta; Lepidoptera; Noctuidae
Source: the annotation of a GenBank genome assembly